AUGCACCCAACCAUCCACUCCUCCAAAUCCCAACUCAGCUACAUUCUGCACCCCAAUAACUCGGACGACGACGAUUGCACCAUCGCCGCCACCCCAUCACCGCCUGCCUCCAAGACUUCGCCGACCCCCACGAUGUCCAUGGCCCAGCUUGACCUUAGCAGCCCACAGUCGUCAUCCAUCUCCCCAGCCCGACCGCCAAAGAGCUCAAGCGUCAAGCUCAUGUACAACCGCGUGCGUCAACGCGGAGUCAGGCAAAAGGAAAAAGUCGAACGUCAGCUUCUCCGCCAACAAGUGGAGACUCUUCAAGUCCAGCUACGCCAUCUGCAAGCAAAACAACGACAAACAAGCGCCGAGGGGCGAAGAAUGCGAUUUUACGGCUUGCAGCGGUGGCAAGGACCUGCGGCAGCCCCCACCAAUAAAGGCGACUCUGCUGCUUUUUCCGAUCACUCAAAUUGACGAAGCGUAAUCUAUAUCCACUAUAAGGACACCAACGCGUAACGCUACAAAAAUAUCGCAUGGUCAUCAUAUCAACUAAUAUUCGA
This is a messenger RNA of Aphanomyces astaci, 542 nucleotides long. RefSeq lists its product as hypothetical. The record is from RefSeq and is a predicted model, not a curated record. Lineage: Eukaryota; Oomycota; Saprolegniomycetes; Saprolegniales; Verrucalvaceae. The transcript has a single exon. The coding region runs from base 1 to 456 and encodes 151 amino acids.